GAAACCCUGUCUCAAAAAAACAAAACAAAACAAAACAAACAAAAAAUGUCAGAUGAAGAAAUGAGGGAGGUGUGGCCAAGCAGAGAACAGAGUUGAGAGAAUGACUAAAAGGCCUGGUACUGAGAAAGCACAUUGCAGCUGUGGAGCUCUUGUAGGUUCGGCAUCCAGAAGUGAACGGCCAUUAAGAAGAAAGGCUCUGCCUCCUAGGACGGAGAAGAUGGAUGUUGACCAGGACUGGCCCAGUGUUUACCCUGUCGCAGCGCCGUUUAAACCCUCUGCUGUUCCUCUGCCCAUUCGAAUGGGGUAUCCAGUAAAGAAGGGCGUGCCCAUGGCAAAGGAGGGGAACCUAGAGCUUUUAAAGAUCCCGAAUUUUCUGCAUUUGACUCCUGUGGCGAUCAAAAGGCACUGUGAAGCUCUAAAAGAUUUCUGCACUGAGUGGCCGGCUGCACUAGACACUGAUGAGAAAUGUGAGGAGCAUUUUCCAAUUGAGGUUGAUACAGCUGACUAUGUGUCAUCAGGACCAUCGGUUCGAAACCCCAAAGCACGAGUGGUAACAUUAAGGGUUAAACUUUCAAGUUUGAAUUUAGACAACCAUGCAAAGAAGAAACUUAUUAAACUUGUAGGAGAUCGGUACUGCAAGACCACUGAUGUGCUCACAAUCACCACAGACAGAUGCCCUCUCAAGAGGCAGAACUAUGACUAUGCGCUGUAUCUCCUCACAGUCCUAUACCAUGAGUCUUGGAAAACUGAAGAAUGGGAAAAAAAUAAGACGGAGGAAGACAUGGAAGAGUAUGUAUGGGAAAACAGCUCCUCAGAGAAAAACGUUCUCCAGACCCUGCUGCAGAUGAGAGCUUCGGAUGGCAGCAGUGUGGCACCGAGCAGGGAGGAGCUGCUGGGGACCAAGGAGGUUGAAGACUACCAGAAGUGCAUUGUUCAACUCAAGAAUGAGGGCGAGAAUGAGGAGAACCUCUCUCAGUACAAAGAAUCUGUGAAGAGACUGUUAAAUCUGGCAUGAAAUUUAAACCAGGUGUCUGCUGUAUCAAUUCUAUGAUGUAUUUAGUCACUGAUUUGAUAUAAAUGGAAAAUAUUUAAGAAUAUUGUCUUAUGUCAGUUACCAUUGCCCCUUUCUGACUCCUGUGUACUGCAGUGUGCUUUUGGGGCUCUCUGGCUUACUUCGGGGGCUGUGCCGCCUCCUGGCAGGCUGUGGUGGUUUCCCUGGUUCUGGAGUGUUUUCACACAGUGCCUCUAGUCCUCCUCUACAUACAUGAACUUAGUUGUUUUGUUAGCUGCCAUGUCUCCACUUUUGGUGUUUGCUUUCGGUCAAUGACUUUGGUUACUGAGGGAGCCUGGCCCAGCAUCUGACCAAGCCCUCAGUGCCCUCAGUAGCCAGCCUCACAGAGGGCUGCACUCUGCAGUGGACAGCAGCUAGGCAAACUUGCUGCUCGCCUGCUCCAGCUUUGUGCAAGGUUUGCUCCGCCUUGUAAAUGUCACUUAACAGAAGGAAAUUCUUUGGAUAGACAGGUAUGGUAGACUGUAGCUAUAAUCCUGGCAUGUGCAGAGCCAAGGCCAGCAUAGCCUACAGGAGAUCCUGUCUCAAGGGGGAAAAAAACAAGAAAACAACAAAAAACUCUUUGAACAUUGAUUGGACUUUCUGUGCAGCUGUUACACAGUGACAUUGGGAGAGGAUAGCACAAAUUCUAAUUGUUCUUAAUAAUAAAACCUCAGAGUCAGAUAUUGGGAUUAAAGCUGAAGGUCAGAGAAGCAAAGUGGCCAGCUACCAAAGAGUUCUCACCUCUACCAAUGCUCAGACCAAAAGGACAUCCUGUCCCGUGAGUGUGUCCGUCCGUGUCCCGCCCCCCCCCCCCUUAUAUCCCUCUCUCCACCCAGCCGUAUUACUUCCUGUCUCCACCUCCAUAGUGCUGGCAUUCAAGGCAGGGGAUCCCAAGUGCUGAGAUCACCUUUGUGUCAGUUCUGUUUCUCUUUUAAACAGAUUCAAUCUCUUAUAGCCCAGGGUGGCCUUGAACUCGCCUCUGGCCUCUGGCCUCUGUCUCCCAAGUGCUGGGAUCAAAGGUGUGUGUCACCACUGCCUGACCUCUUGGCUUACUAGUGUGACUGGCUUUGCAUUCUGAUCUUAAGGCAAGCUUUACUUGUUAGAUCAUAAAAUGUCACCCCAGGAGAGAGGUGUGGCCUGACUGAAAAUAGGGAAUCUUUGAGGCUUGGCAUGCAGAGCUUCCUGGACUCAGCCCCCCCCUCUUCUGGGCCAUGUUAACCUGUAUCUUUACCGGAAGGAUAACUGGCAGAGCCCUGAAUUCUAAAGUUUCCCAGCCUCGGGGUGGUUUUGUAAACACUGAAACCUGCAUUUGGGUCAGAAGUGAGGACAGUCUUAACUGUUUGGCCAGUUCAGGAUGACCUGAGGGAGGGUUCAGGCUGCCAUCAGAGAGGAAUGUCUGGAGUGUAGCUGUAUUUUCAGCCUUCUGUGUUUGCCCCUUGCCUGUCUGGUCUUCAUUGCCUCUCAUCUGAAGGAGGGUUGAGUGUAUUUGUUUCCUUACAAAGGUAAAAACGGUCAUUUCUAUGAGAUUCUUCAGUGUCGUGUGAGAAACCCCAGGAGGGACAUCUCUUUGUACCUCUCCUGUCCUGGAAAAUCCCUAAGCAAUGCAUGUGAAGUAAAAGCACAUUUGGAGCUGGGCAUGCCGACACAUGCCUUAGUGUCAGCACUUGAUAGAUUAGGAGGCCAAGGUCAUACUCUGUUAUAUAUCAAGACUUAAAACAGCAAAAAUGGGGGCGGGGCAGUGGUGGUGCACGCCUUUAAUGCCAGCAGGCAGGAGGAUCUCUGAGUUGGAGCAGCCUGGUCUACAGAGUGAGUUCCAGGACAGCCAGGGCUACACAGAGAAACCCUGUCUCAAUACAAUAAAAGACUUUUCAAAUAA
Molecule: messenger RNA, 2927 nt
Organism: Cricetulus griseus (Chinese hamster)
Lineage: Eukaryota; Metazoa; Chordata; Mammalia; Rodentia; Cricetidae
Source: RefSeq, a predicted model, not a curated record